UAAGCGAAGACGGUGACUUGGACAGUGGGAGCUUGUGGUGACAUCUUGGCUAGGCCUUGGGGACAGAGGUAGAGCAGUCAGGGGUGGAAUGCCGAAACAGGCCUGGGUGGGAAUGGAGAGUGAAAGACCUGAAGUGAGGAAGAGGAGCUUUGACAGCAGAUGCUUCAUCCUGGAACAGAGGUGUGAGGGGCCUCAGCCUCCUGCCCACAAUAGAGCCGAGGAUGGCUGUCUUUCUUUGCUCAUGCCCUCACUGGUCCCUGAGAGCAGGCUAGCAUCCUGCCACCUGGAGCCCAUGGUCAAGAAGAGAAAGCAGGAAGAUGAGGUCCCUUAUAGAGAGGUGCUGAGGCUUGCCGGGCUCCAGGCUAUUCCCCAGGGGCAACCACUCAAGGGAUGCAGAAGAGGGCUGGUCUCCGGUGUGUGAGAUGCAUUUAGCUGGUAGACCGCUUCCCGAUUCCUUCCCUCCCGUUUUUCUGCCCUUUCUCCACCUCCUAGCUGCUCUGAUGUGAACCUCACAAUUUAGCUUUGCUCCCUGGGGGUGCAGCCAAUCCAUGAUGGCUUUGACCAAGAAAAUGUCUCUGAUACCUGAGAGCAGCCUUAAUUCUUGGCUUUGACAGUCUGAGAUUUCUUGGAAGUCCCAGGCAUUUGAAAUUCCCUCACUGGGGUUUCUGGGGCUGAGAGGUUUGGGAACUGAUGAGUUUCCCAAAUCUGACUUUUGUCCCUGUCAACCCUCAGGCUAAAAAUCUAAAUCCCUGGAGCCCCACAAAGACCUUCUGGCCUUUGACACAGAUUUCAUCUUAGAUUUUAGUGCAGUGAAAGUAGACUUGAGUCUCUCUCCCCUCUCACCUUUAUCCUAGGGAUGACACCAGCAUCAAAGAGCCUCUGGGAUUACUGGUGCGCCUUGAGGCUCCUGCAUUCCCUCCUGUUUCCAGCCCUUCAUUGGGAGAGCCACAAAGAAUGCUUUCCUCUCAGUCCCCAAGUAUCCCCCAGCUAGCUAGCCCCUAGGCUCAGAGGCAACCUCAGCUCCAGGAGGAGGCGGGGACCAAUAUGGAUCUCCAAGAGGCUCCCUCAUCAUUUAGGACCAAGGCUUUAACAGGUUCCUCCUUACCCAUGUUGAGUGAUCUGGAGCGAGUCAGCCCUGGCCUUUGGAAAGGAGUGAGAGGCCGGGUGUGGUGCAUGCCCGUCAUCCCAGUGCUUCAGGGGAGGCCGAGGCAGGAGGAGUGUAACUUACUUAGCCAUUUCCAGCCUGUCUAGCCUUCCAACAGCAGUAAACUCAGUUGAAAGGGCACGUGUUAAAACCGGGCCUGAAUCGACAAUGGUUCGGGGCUGCUCGCAUCAUGGUUUAUGUCUGGUGCUGACUUCAGGCAACUUUUAAAGAAAACCAUUAUUCACCUAAGGAGCCUCAGCUGGGGAAAGUCGGACUCAGGCCAUACGGCUUUUUCUGUGGCUGGUGAACAGGGUUCCUCGGGCUUCCGUGGGCUAGAAUGGGGGAAGGGGACUUUAGGAAAAGAUGUGAAUGGGGAAAUGGUCCCAAAGUCCUGAGUGGUUGUUUUCUUCCCACUAACCAAAGCUGGAGAGGGAUCCCUCAGGAGGGUGUGUUCCGGAUUUCUUGCCUCAGGCCCAGGACUCCAACCAUUUUAUAAUGGAAUCUUUAUUUUGUGAAAGUAAGUAUGGGCAUAGUCGGGAAGCGGGGUAAAGCGCUAACCUAGGUGGAUUUUAGGGAUGAAUUUUAGGGUCUCUCUCUCUCUUUCUCUCUCUCUUCCAUGUUUAGGCCUUUGCGCAUAUACCCAUGCAUGUUCAUGUUAGCAGAUAAUAUAGAAGGCUGUGAUGUUUGCCCCAGUAGGUAGCGGGGACUCAUCUCUGGAGAAGGAGUUCCUCGGGGCCCCAGUGGGGCCCUCGGUGAGCACCCCAAACAGCCAGCACUCUUCGCCCAGCCGCUCACUCAGUGCCAACUCCAUCAAGGUGGAAAUGUACAGCGAUGAGGAGUCGAGCCGACUGCUGGGGCCGGACGAGCGGCUCCUGGAUAAGGAUGACAGCGUGAUUGUGGAGGACUCGCUGUCGGAGCCCCUGGGCUACUGCGAUGGAAGUGGACCAGAGCCUCACUCCCCUGGUGGCAUCCGGCUGCCCAAUGGCAAGCUCAAGUGUGAUGUCUGUGGCAUGGUCUGUAUCGGCCCCAAUGUGCUCAUGGUUCACAAGCGCAGCCACACGGGGGAAAGGCCUUUCCACUGUAACCAGUGCGGGGCCUCCUUCACACAGAAGGGGAAUCUGCUGCGCCACAUCAAGCUGCACUCCGGUGAGAAGCCUUUCAAAUGUCCCUUCUGCAACUACGCCUGCCGCCGGCGUGAUGCGCUCACCGGCCACCUCCGCACACACUCAGUCUCUUCUCCCACAGUGGGCAAACCCUACAAGUGCAACUACUGCGGCCGGAGCUACAAACAGCAGAGCACCUUGGAAGAGCACAAGGAGCGGUGCCACAACUACCUGCAGAGUCUCAGCACUGAAGCCCAGGCUUUGGCCGGCCAGCCAGGUGACGAAAUGCGGGACCUGGAGAUGGUGCCUGACUCGAUGCUGCACUCAACGUCUGAGCGGCCAACUUUCAUCGAUCGCCUGGCCAACAGCCUCACCAAACGCAAACGCUCCACGCCACAGAAGUUUGUAGGCGAAAAGCAGAUGCGCUUCAGCCUCUCGGACCUCCCCUAUGAUGUGAACCCCGGCGGUGGCUAUGAAAAGGAUGUGGAGUUGGUGGCGCACCAUGGCCUAGAGCCUGGUUUUGGAGGUUCUCUAGCCUUCGUGGGUACAGAGCAUCUGCGUCCCCUCCGCCUCCCACCCACCAACUGCAUCUCGGAACUCACGCCGGUCAUCAGCUCUGUGUACACCCAGAUGCAGCCCCUCCCCAGCCGACUGGAGCUUCCAGGGUCCCGAGAAGCAGGUGAGGGACCCGAGGACCUGGGAGACGGAGGUCCCCUUCUCUAUCGGGCCCGAGGCUCUCUGACUGACCCUGGGGCAUCCCCCAGCAAUGGCUGCCAGGACUCCACAGACACAGAGAGCAAUCACGAAGAUCGGAUUGGCGGGGUGGUGUCCCUCCCUCAGGGUCCCCCACCUCAACCUCCUCCCACCAUAGUGGUGGGCCGGCACAGUCCCGCCUAUGCCAAAGAGGACCCCAAACCACAGGAGGGGUUAUUGCGGGGCACCCCAGGCCCCUCCAAGGAAGUGCUUCGGGUGGUGGGUGAGAGCGGCGAGCCUGUGAAGGCGUUUAAGUGUGAACACUGCCGCAUCCUCUUCCUGGACCACGUCAUGUUCACCAUCCACAUGGGCUGCCAUGGCUUCAGAGACCCUUUCGAGUGUAACAUCUGUGGUUACCACAGCCAGGACCGGUAUGAGUUCUCUUCCCACAUUGUCCGGGGGGAACAUAAGGUGGGCUAGCGAGCUCUUUCCCCUCACCGUCAUCCCGCCAUCCACUGCCCCACCUCCAGGUGUCUAGCCCAGUUCCUAUUACACCCCGAGGAGUUUCGCGUUGUAGCCCCGCCCACUGGCCACCUCACUUCACACCUGACUCUGACCCUGCCGGUUCCCUUCUACCCUGACUGAUUUAAGCAUUGCGACGAGACCAGUCUUUUGCUUAUAUUUCUCCUUCUGAACCCCUCUCUUCCCAGCGUAUUUGCUGUUUGUUAAUGACAUUCCCAUGGCCUUUGAAGACUUUCUGCGAUCUCUGGCCACUCCUUCACUCUGCUCUAAGCCUUGUUGUUUUCUUGUCGAUCCCACAUCCUCUGACAGCCCCAGGGCCUGGAAGCUCCUCUUUGUACUAAGGGACUCUGAGCUUCUUGCUUUAAUCCGCACCCUUACUUCUCCGACUCUUUGGAUGUUGAUACCUCCCAGCGGCCCCACCUGAGCUUUGUGGCAUUAUUAUCUCCUCUCUGGGACCCUCCGACCUGGUACUUCAUACCUCUUGUGCCCGCUCACUUUAGGCAGCUUGCACUAACUUCUUACACGAACGAAGAAUUUCCUCAUUGGAAGUAGGAGGGCUGUAGAAACUCUCCAGGAACUGUGGACUGAGGGUCCUCUUGACCUCACCUGGGAAUGCGAGCUCCCUAAAGCCUCCAUUCAGGAUCUCCCUCUCUCUAGCUCACCCCUCCACACCACUCUGGUCUCAACCUGCCAGGUCCCUCACUGGUGGCUUUUCCCUUCUUGGAACGCCCCCAUUUUAUACUCUCAGGGGCUAAAGCUAGGUCCGCAACCCUGCCUGACAUGGGGAGCCUAGCUGAGAACCAGGGCACGGGAAAGGGGGUGGGUAGAAGUCUCUCCACCCUUCAAACUUGUUCACUCCAGUGACCUUCCUGGGCUCUCAGGGACCCCUGCUGUCCCCGCUGUGUGAGAAACUGGUGGGUUGCUGCCCAGUGACCAGGGGCUCAGCCCCAUCUGUCAUGCUGCCUUUUCCUCUCCCUUCCAGCAGGAUCCACAGUCUCGUUCCCAGGCUCCUGGGCCCUCUUAUUAUCAGUGGCAGGGAGAAAGGAAUGUGUCUCUUCUCCCUGCUAAUUUUCAGUGUAACCAAAAAUUGUCCCAGGAUGAAUGGCAUGUAUGUGCCCGUCGACCAAUCCGCCCUUGUUCUAGCAAGAAUGGGAUGGACUCAGCUAACUGGGAGCCACCCUUCACUGCCCCUCUCUGGUGGUUGCAGAGCCCCUGGUUCUGGAUAAUCGAGGAUUCAUGAGACCGUGCAGGAGAAGUCAUAGCCCACUGCACGGCUCUCUCUAUAAAGAGUUCCCUGCCAAGGCCACAGCCAUCCCACUCUCUACUUCUUUGAGAUUCAAACCAAAGGCUGUUUUUUCUAUGUUUAAAGAAACUAAGAAAAAAAAAAGUAGAAACCAAACACAGCACCUCAUAAGUUAUAAGUCUUGGUCUUCUCUUCUCUCUCUCCUUUUCCCUACAUCUUUCUUUCCACACGCCCUUCCUUGGUUGGCUCUUUUGCCUCUCUCUCCUUUUCUCAUUCCCUGUUAGGGACAUGGAGAGGCAUGAGAGGGUUGGCUAGAUCAGAUCCUGGGACUGGGGCUCUUAGCCUUCUGGAGACGCUGCUCUCCCCAUCAUGAGAAGGGUGGGGUGGAAAAGCUUUCUUUUUCUUCCCUUCUUCUCCUGUGUUACCAUGGCUUCCCAGAAGGGCCAGACUGGCAGGGAGGAGCUUUGUGGGGUGGUUCUUCCUCCUUGACAAAGUAGCAAUAAACAGGUGCUGCCAAAGGUGGAGCCUGGGGUGCGAGCUCCCAAGGGAGUGGUCCCGAGAGAAGGGAAGGGUCUUCGCAACCAACCUGGGGACGGCAGCAGAGCUGAGGUUAGCAUCUGUGCUGCUCCUGUGCUGUUCUGGCUACUGAGCCUCUUCCCACUAGACCUGCUCCACCACUUCUGUGUCUGCCAUGUACCUGGGGAUACCUCAGAAGAACUAGUUCCUCUGGGGCAUCAGAGCCUUUGAGCGCCCCAUUUCCUCCAUUCCUCAGUCAGCCUUAGCACCUGUAACCCCCAGAAACCUGAAGGACUAUGUUCCUAGGCUAUACUCUGUGCCCCCAAGAGCAGAGAUGGGAGGACAAGACCAGGUGCUAGGGAGGAGAGGGACACCCCGUCUCUCUCCAGCCCAUCACUGCACUUUAACCAGGGUCUUAGGUACAAAAUCCUACUUUCCAGAGCCUUCCAGCUCUGGAACCUCAAACAUCCUCAUGCUCUCUCCCAGCUCCUUUUGCAUAAAAAAAAAAGUAAAGAAAAAGAAGAAAAAUCAACAACAAAACACCAAAACCCACACAGAAA
Microtus ochrogaster (prairie vole) is the source of this 5781-nucleotide messenger RNA. RefSeq names its product IKAROS family zinc finger 4 (gene Ikzf4). Gene Ontology annotation, biological process: regulation of transcription by RNA polymerase II. Lineage: Eukaryota; Metazoa; Chordata; Mammalia; Rodentia; Cricetidae. The transcript has 7 exons. Bases 1825 to 3420 code for a protein of 531 amino acids. The record is from RefSeq and is a predicted model, not a curated record. Gene Ontology annotation, molecular function: DNA-binding transcription factor activity; RNA polymerase II cis-regulatory region sequence-specific DNA binding.